UCAGUUGAGGUGUUAAUAGAGUCGGGAACACUUGAGAGAUGUCUAGUGCAGCACAAGCCAUGAGCACCCUACCCAGCGGACUCGGUGUGUGUACAACCCUGCCCGAUAUCUUCUAUAUACUUGAACUUGUCUUCGGUGGGCUUGUAUGGAUCUUGGUGGCAUCUACAAAGGUGGCCUUUCCCAACCCUCAAGGAUGGGUGAUGUUCGUGUCCAUUUUCUGCUUUGUCGUCACGUUCCUGUGGCUCCUGAUCUUCCUCUGCGGCGCACACAAGAACAGCCAUGCGUGGGCUGCAGCUGAUGUGGCCUACCAUUUUAUCGCCACUGUCUUUUACUUGAGUGCUGCAGUUCCCCAAGCCUUAGUUACACUUUCUUCGAAAAGUCUUUCUGAUCUAGAUAGUACUGGUACCCUCUUCAAGAUCUACCAAGAGAACAUUGCCGCAGUUGUGUUCGCGUAUGUGGCCACCCUGCUCUAUUUCAUCCACACCAUCCUCUCCGCUUUCCGGUGGAAAAACUUUUAAAGAUCCCCCCCCCGACGGAGGGCCGAGGAGCACAGGGGCCCCACUGAGCAAAAGAUAAGAAUGUCAGAGUUCCAAGACAGCGGUGCUGAUGGACGGAACUGAUCUCGCAAUGGCGGGACUGUAGCACAGCAGGACCACCAGGGUCUCGCUUGUCAUGAUCGGAUAAUUUGCAGACGUUCAAAGCUUUAAUAGGGGAAGCAAACAAUUGGUUUUAAAAGGAGAUAUUUUAAUGAGAAUCAUGAGGAAAAUGACUUGUACCACAUUCUUAUCUGUUGCUGCACAAAGGCCCAAAUUGUGUAUGGAUUCACCUUGACUGAAAUCUUUCCAUUGGUUUCAGUGUUAUGUUUAAACAAAUUGAACUAUAAUUACUCAAUCUACUAUUAAAUAUUGCUCAAUCUAAUAUUCACACUUUUAGUUUUUUUGUCCAAAAAGGUUUUGUAAAGACCUGAAAAUCGAUUACUAUAUACACUAAUUAGGCAUGUUGAGCACCUCCCUUUUUUUUUUAAAUUGACUCUUUGUGUAUGGUUAGCUUUGUAUUUGAACUUUUAAGCAAAAAUCUUUCCAUUGAUUUCAGUGUGAUGUUUAAACAAAUGGGACUAUGAUUACUUUAAAAAGUGUAUCUUUUUGCUAGUUCCAGAAAUCUACCACCGCUGUAUAUUGUAAAACCAAUUUCUUCAUAUUGCAAAGUGUGCCUUUUGUAUCAAUAUUAAUAAAAGAUUUUAAUUAUAAAACCUA
This is a messenger RNA of Lepisosteus oculatus (spotted gar), 1253 nucleotides long. Its product is annotated as myelin and lymphocyte protein-like. Gene Ontology annotation, molecular function: structural constituent of myelin sheath. The record is from RefSeq and is a predicted model, not a curated record. NCBI's taxonomy places the organism in Eukaryota, Metazoa, Chordata, Actinopteri, Semionotiformes, Lepisosteidae. Gene Ontology annotation, cellular component: membrane. Gene Ontology annotation, biological process: myelination.